AAAUAACGAGGACCGGUUCACAACUUUAUUCUUUCUCCUUUUACUCAUGGUGCUUCUUCUCAUUUCCUUUACAGUUUUCAUCAACAAAUUGUUUCAUUCCCAAAGCAAACAAAUUAUUUGCAUAUGUAUGGUUGCAUUUCUCAGAAGAACUUGAAACUUUUAUUUGUAUAAAAUACAAGGAAAGGAGAAAAGAAAAUAAAAGAAGCUGUUUAGUCAGAGAAAAGAGGGAAAAGAAGAAGAAGAAAUUCUUGAUUUAAAAUCUCUUAUGGAACAGCUUAUUAGCUUCAUCAUAAGACCACCCAGAGCUGAAUACGAUCCGAAAAAUGAUUUAUUAGAUCAAGAAUUUAUGCUUAAAGGGAAGUGGUACCAGAGGAAAGAUUUGGAGGUUGUAAAUGGUCGAGGAGAUACUCUUCAAUGUAGCCAUUAUAUGCCUAUUGGUCAUCCUGAAGGACGUGCCCUUCCUUGUGUAAUAUACUGCCAUGGAAAUAGUGGUUGCCGAGCAGAUGCUAGUGAAGCUGCUAUUAUAUUGUUGCCUUCAAAUAUAACAGUUUUCACUCUUGAUUUCUCCGGUUCUGGACUCUCUGGAGGAGAGCAUGUAACUUUAGGCUGGAACGAGAAGGACGAUCUAAGAGCAGUGGUUGAUUAUCUACGGGCAGAUGGGAAUGUCUCUUUGAUUGGUUUGUGGGGUCGCUCAAUGGGUGCUGUUACAAGCCUGAUGUAUGGAGCUGAGGAUCCUUCCAUCGCCGGAAUGGUUCUGGACAGCCCCUUCUCAGAUUUGGUUGAUUUGAUGAUGGAACUGGUGGAUACUUACAAAGUUCGACUUCCCAAGUUCACUGUUAAGUUCGCAAUCCAGUACAUGCGGAGAGCAAUCCUAAAGAAGGCAAAAUUUGACAUAACAGACCUCAACACAAUCAAGGUUGCAAAAUGUUCCUUUGUUCCAGUUUUGUUUGGUCAUGCCGUUGACGAUGAUUUCAUUCAGCCCCAUCAUUCUGAUCGCAUAUUUUAUGCUUAUGUGGGGGACAAGAAUAUUAUAAAGUUCGAGGGUGAUCACAACUCUCCACGCCCACAAUUUUAUUUUGAUUCUAUCAGUAUCUUUUUCAACAAUGUAUUACAACCUCCAGAGGAUGAAAGAGGGACUGCAUUUUUUGACUUGUCUCAUGAUUAUUACGGCAAGGGUUCUUGGGCUACUGUCCAUGAUACAAAAUAUUUGGAUGAUGUCUUGGCUUCCCCUUCUGAUCAAGCUGGUAGUACGACUGAAGAUGCUAUUAACCAAGUUCGCUCCAGAAGACCUAUGAGUAAAAUAGUGGUCCCUGCAGAGAUGUCAUCCAAAGAUAAACAAUCAGAUGGGCAGGAAGAAGAUACCGGAUCUGAUUCUCUUGCAUCGUCUUCUAAUAUGAUCAGCUUUGAAUUAUUGGGCGGUAGUCCACAUGGUACUCUGCCUGCAUCAAUAGAUGAUGAUGAAUAUGUGGAAUACCCUCUCGAUAACUUGGCUGAAUUCCCGAGCAAUGUCGAGGAAGAAGAGAGGAUGUUCACGAAAGCUGUAAUGGAGUCGCUGAAAGACCUGGAGACGGGACACCCUCACGUCGAGGAACCAUCUUCUCAUGUUGGCAGUAACCUCCCUGAACCAACACGUGAACAAAAAUAUUCUUUUUCUACACCGGCGGCAGCCUUAAAAACCGUGCCCACUUCAGCAGCCACUGAUUCUGAAUUGAUACUUCUUUCAGAAGCAGGAAUUAACAGACCUUGUGGCGACAUUUCAACGUGCGACCGUAGUACACCGGAAGACAAUGCGAAUAUUCCAAAGGCCUAUGUAGCUGCAGUAAAUAACCCUAAAAUUGUUGAUGCUACUCUGUGUUCCAACGAAGCAGAAAGGAAUGACGCUGUUUCUCCUGCCUAUAAUACUCCACUGGGUAACCAAAGUUCAUCUGAUACAGACAUGGCUGAUAACACGAGGGUCACUGUAAAUGUUGUGAAAACUCCUACAACUAAUAUUAUUGGCGGUUUGUUUCGUCGUUGGGAUCUGAACUUCUUUAAAAAUAGAUAAUUAUGAAGUAUCAUGGAAGACAAGGAAGUAUAUCUAAAAAGGGUAUUCUUAAACCCAAUUUUAUGCUGCUGUUAGCAGUUCGAUAAGAGUGCUAAUUGGGUUAUUCGCGUUCGACUAGGAAGAUUAUACGUUUGCACCUGUUGUGAUAGAAGGGCCUUCUACCAGGAGGAUUAUUGUCAUUUGUUGUAACUAUGUAAGGGAGAUUCUUUUCGGUUAUGUACAGUUGAUGAAUAGAUUUAGUUGUCAAUCGUGCCAUAAUUUUCUUGUUGAAUUCACACGAAAUUAUUUCAGGGUCUUCCUGGUUUAGAACAUGUGAUUCAUUUGUAUAUGCAAAUUCAAAAUUGGAUGCUUGUUUGAUGAAAUUAGAUAAUGGAGUUCACUAUUUGUUUUUUA
This is a messenger RNA of Olea europaea var. sylvestris, 2437 nucleotides long. RefSeq lists its product as uncharacterized. The transcript is spliced from 14 exons. The coding region runs from base 266 to 2044 and encodes 592 amino acids. NCBI's taxonomy places the organism in Eukaryota, Viridiplantae, Streptophyta, Magnoliopsida, Lamiales, Oleaceae. The record is from RefSeq and is a predicted model, not a curated record.